AUCCCCCAAUUAGAGAACUGGCUCCCACGCAAGAUUGUGUUUUUAAAUUGUUUUUCAUUUGCUAAUUUAUCAAGUGCAUUUAAUUUUUAUUUGAUUCCAGGAAAGACCAGUGGUAUUCUUCCUAAUCUCGAUACACUUCAGUUUCGCAAUGGUCCUUCGUUUGUGUACGCGAAUCAAAGCUUUGGUUGGCAGCAGUUCUGUGUUCUUUAUACAGAACCAGAAAAUGUUUCAAGCACUCGCUAUGACUGGGAUACAGUGAAUAUGGGAAGCUACUUGUUUCAAAACCCAGGAGAUCCCAAGAAUCAGCAGUCACCUCCGAUGGGCAUGCGUAGCGCUGUCCCCUUGGGUGGUCUCGGUAAGGAAAUGGCCUUUAUUGUCCAGUUCAGGGGCCCAUAACAUUUAUAUUAAUUUAUAGUAAAUUGAAUUUGAAUUGUCUACUUUAGCCGAACGUAGAUAAUCAAAGGCAAUAGUUUUUAACUCAACAAACGACAAUUUAACUACUUUUUAGCUGGGUUUUUUUUUGCCCUUUUUCUAAUAAUAAUAAUGGGCGAAUUUGAACAUAAAAUGUGUGUUUGCCAUUGCUUUGAUUUCAAAUUGCCCCUUUUAAAUAACUUUGAAGCUCAAUGUGUUCAUAUUUGAGUUUCCCUAUUGAAAGCAAAAGAUUCCAAAACAUUGUUUUGAACAAAUACGGUUUGUCAGUAGAACUGUUGUUUUUUUCCGGGACACAUUCAAGGAGUAACUGAAGGUUUGAUGGUGGGAGGCACCGCCAAAAUGUUCAACUUCUUUUUUACAAAAACGGCCAUGUUAAACCAAACGAAACACCACUUUUAAAAUAGCUUCAACAAUAAUUUGCAUCCUUUUCUUAUACGACAAAAUGGUCGUAGGUUAUUGAUUCGUUUGUGCCCUCAGAAAGAUAGUAGCCAUAGGUUGGGUCGACUCAAGUAGGUAAAUUGGGUUCGGGACUUGUCAAGUUCAACCUAUGUACUGGAUGGGCCUUUAUUUCUGAAAGAAAAGAGAUAGGUCGUGAAAUUUAAGUCGACUACGUGUUGUCGAUGUUGUAUUCAUGAGUUAAUAAUAUGCGGGGCGUUUUCAGGCACAGGAUCCUUUGAACUCCGUGCAGAUGGUUCUAUUCACGAGUGGACAAUUGAGAACCAGUCUCCUGCAGGCUCAGCCAAACUUAACUACGCAGCACUGGAUUUGGCCGUGUUUGGUGUCCGCUUACAGAGCGGAACCAAAAGUAUAGCAAAGCUACUACGCACCCACCCUCCCAGCGGAUAUCCAGGUACCUUAUUAUGGCGCUUAGCAUUAGCAAGAUCUGGCCCGGCCUGGUCAAUCCAGUCAUGGAGAGAAUUCCUCUCAGCCAGGACCUUCCAGCAGUCUUUUUCUAAAUAAUGUGUAGGAAAUCGGUUUUUUAGCGAAAUAUUUCAAAAAAAAAUUAUUUCUGAUUUUCAAAAUUACCCGAAAGAUCAGUCCGGCCGGCCCGUUCUGACUUAUGCAAGUACCCAAUACUGCCGUCAUAGGCUUCACUUUCAUGAGAACGAAAUGGAUAAAAAGUUUUGCAGUUGAACAGUCUCCAUUUUAGUCCUUACAUAGUUUUGUCUAUUAUUAAAUACAACGCAGUUAGAUUAAAGUAACUCAAAAAUUAUUUAUGGUCUGCUUACUAGCGGUAUUCAGCAUUUUAAAAAACACCUAUCAUCCAUUUAUGUAGUUCAUUGUCAAAAUGUAUCUGUUAUGGAGCUUUUCAAAAUAGGCCUUUUUGACCUUUUUUCUUUGUUCUCAAACGUAACUUCAAAGAGAGGCGUAGCGUGAGGUUUUGAAGGUGUACGCACAGAAAGAAAGGUUGGACCUCUGAAGGUACUGCAAACUUGUGGCUCAGAAAUGCCAUAUCUUGCGUUUUCCGCAGGACAUUUUCCGUAAAUAACUAGGAAAGAAAAUGCAAUAUUUAGUUGUUUAAUUUACAUCUCUAGUGUUAUUGGUAAGGUGAAACGGUAAAAAAGGUAAAACAGUGACGCUAUCAAGAAGGUUACAUGCAAAGGACGAGAUGUCUACCCUUCAAACGGGCAAAGAUACCAGUGUAAGGCGAAAGAUUUACCAAUCAUCCCGAUUUAAUGAUAAAAAUGCUUUCAGGAAAUGAAAAAUAUAUUUUUUUCGAGAUUUAAGCUUUACGCACGGGGGUGUGUGCGUAUAUGGACACUACGCCCCUGUUAAGCUUAAUUGGUAAGAAAGAAAUAGCUCUGAAUGUGUAUGCGCGUUAGCUGGGGAGAGUCCAUUUGUCCCCCCACCACCGCCCCAUUCCCCACAUCGCGAGGCGUCUUAUUUUUGCUUCGCUUGCUUUAUUGGCUAGUUCAGGAAAGGUUCUAAGAGAAAAUUGUUGAAAUAAAUUUUUCAACGCUAAAAGGUACUUUUUAUCGCCGCAGGUAUCAACAAUGAAGUUGUGUGACUCUGUUUACAAGUACAAUAACUUGAAUAAACUCAUGGUUACUUUGUUUUGGUUUUAAACAGGAGUUGACUCAAUAGGCUAUUCUGGUUCGUAUCCAGUCUCCAAGCUAACCAUAGCAGACGAACAAUUCGGCGAAGUUGAACUUGAUUUAUUUGCCUUGUCUCCACUGAAGCCACGUGAUUCUCACACUUCCACCACUCCUGCCAUUGCCUUUACCUUACGAAUUAAAAAUCCGACUAAGCAAUUCGUACAAGUUUCUUUCCUUGUUAAUUUGCCCUUGGGGAUUCAGCCUGAUACCGCAAGGGAUGGCAAACCGGACAAAACCUUUAAAAAUGGAAACAUUACUCAGUGUUCACAAGCCUGUAAUCUAGACCAGCAAUGUUUCUCGUGGCAAGUAGAAACAAAAAGUAAGAUUUGCCUGUUGUUCUAUCAAGUACCACUUCAUGUAUGGAAACCUGGUUUUAUUUCUGGCCAAAAAGUCACGUGGACAGCUCAUGACUCGAUGCUAACGCUCAAUAGGUGUGGAAACCACCCUCAAAGCGGAAAUACCACUAUCUUGACUGACGAGAAAACCAAUUCGUCAUUCAUAGUCAGCAAUAGUUUUGAAGAAAUCUGGGAUCAAUUUGAGAAAUACGGCUACUUGGUACCCUCACUCAAGUCUUCCACGAGUGGUUUUUACGGCGCUGCGGCUGUCAACGUUACCGUGAUGCCUGGUAAAGAAGAAGUUCUGACGAUGAUUUUAGGCUGGUUCUACCCCAACAGAGAUUUUACAGGUGUGUUAAGAUAAUUAAAUCCCGGUAUUAGAGUCUCAAGAGGAAGUUUUUUCCUUAUAAAUUCCAAACCUAUUUUGCUGUCUAUUUGGAAUUCUUUGAAUCCCCACCCAGCGUAAACUAAAUAGAUUAAAUUGAACCUUGAAUUCUAAAACUUUAGCGGUUCAGGGGGCGUGGGUUCGUAUAGGAUGCUUCAGAUCGGCAGUAAGCAUAUAUUCACACAGUUCCAGUAGUACUUGCCCAUGAUGGAUUAAAGGAGGAACGAGAGUGAGAGAAAUGUAAAGACGAUUUAAUUCUUGUUUUAGAUAUAAAUCGCAGUUAUUUUCCUCCUGUCAUGUGGUAAAUGCGGUGAAAGCGAAGUGGCAUGUUGUGAGAAUAUUUGGAAAAAGCCACGAGAAUAUAUUCAAGCAGGAAGCGGACAGCUUUUAUUACCAACAGUAAAAAAUGUUCCUGAUCAGUAAAAUCGAAUACUAUAUAGUAAAUCAGGCUGUUAGGCCCAUCCCUACCUCGAUAGACAUAUGAAAUAGUGUUUUGUAAUUGGAGAAUUUGAGACGCUUAUUUGCAAAUGUCGUGUUUUUCUGGCUUAUGAAAAAAGUUAGUUGGGUUAGACCCAAAAGCUUGCCGCCUGGUAUGGUUAAGAUGUUAAAUAUCCCCCUUCCGAUUCAGCGUUUCUUUUGUUAAGAAGAUUUUUGUAUCCGGAUUCCGUUUAAUUUUUUUGUUGUUUCAAAGCAAAGUAGCUCUACGUUUCUCGAUAGUUUACAGAGCCGAAAAACUUUUGUUAUUCUUACGUUUUUCUUCAUUCAGGGGAGAUUAUCGGCAAUUACUACAGUAACCUCUUCGAGUCAAGCGAGGAUGCAGCCUUGUUCCUUUUAGAUAAUCUUUCUCCGGCUUUGAAAGCCAUCUCCGCGUGGCACUCGUCAAUGAUUCUCGACAGCGAAGAUGACUCGGUCCAGACCCUCCCAGUGUGGCUACAGGAUGUGUUGGUGAAUGGCUUGAGUUUCUGGCGCAGUGGACUCUAUCUUCGUGAUGGAAGGUGGCGUCAGUUUGAGGCUCUGGACUGCAUUGAUGUUGAUUCGGUUCACAAUGACUUUCAGCGGGAGAUUCCAUACGUUUUAUUUUAUCCCGACUUAGUCAAGAAUGUUAUGCGAGCAUGGGCAGAGUUCCAAAGUGAAGACGGCUUUAUUAGUGAAACACUAGAGGGCGGGUGCAUGUCCCCCACAGGAAAAAUGGACAGGUUAGUAUUGGUGUUAACGUUAAGGCCGGGAGGGAGGAGAGACCAAGGAUGACCUCUGUUCGCAAUGAACUUUGGUCCUGUUGGCAUAAGAGACAAGGACUACUGCUCGAUGACAUUGUCUCGAUUUUACGACGACGAGAGCUCAGUCUGAGAUUUUUAGAAUCCAGGCUGGAUUAUGAGAAUUUGAGAAUUUAGUUUAGACUGGAGAAAAGGCAAACUCGCCCGCCAGAGCAGACGUAUUUCCUUUAGUCACUUCUCUGAGCCCGAACUUUUCAGUUUUUCCUACAGGCAAACACAAAAGAGAAUUAUGAGCUUUCUUCGGCAAACACGAACAGGCCGUUUGUAGAAAAUACCGGGCUAUAGUCUGGAGUUUCGCUGGAAUGGAGAAUGUCAAAAUGUAAACUUGUUGGCAUGUGUUGUCUGAAUUUGAAUCAGUACUUCACUCCAGUAGUCCAUAUACACAUUUCCGAACUUACUUAGAAACCUUCACCUUCAAAAUCAGAGCCAAAAGCAAAACCCUUCAUGUGAAAAUGAGUUUUAUUUGCAUGAUACUAAAAUAUUUCGAACUUCCUCUCGUUUUGAAACGGUGCGACCGACCCCUUGGAUGACCCUCAAGUGAGCCGGUCUGUAUCGGUAUUUGCCUCGCUCCAAACAUUAAUUUUAAGUAAAGCUCUGUUGCCCCUUUCACAGUCCUCCGCCAAAGUCACGGAUUAUGGGUGACGUCACUACAGUCUUCGUUGUAGAAACAUAUCACAUUUUUCUGUGGACCAAUGACAGUGCCUUCUUAAAAGACAUGUGGCCGCACGUUGUUAGGGCAGUUGACUGGUUGAUUAAAGUGGGAACAAAUGGCACUGGUUUACCUUACAGACAGCAGUGCACGUAUGAUAUCCUUGGUCUGAAUAUCUAUGAUCACACUACUUUUAACAGUUUUAUGUAUAUACUGGCUUUACGAGUGGCGCAGGAGUUGUGUAAAAUUAUGGAUGACUCAUAUCUGCUGAAAGAGGUUAAUAUCGCGAAAGAACACGCCAGCUAUCGGAUCUUAAAGGAAAUGUGGAGUGAAGACGAUGGUUAUUAUCAUGCCUGGUGGGAUGCAGAGAAAGGUUCACCAAAAUGGCUGAUGAGUGAUUCACUGUACGCUCAGGUUUGGGCUUACACUCUGGGGUUAGGACACUUGGACGAUCCAAGCAGGUAAGGAUGGGAUAUUUUUAUGGUUGUGAACUAUUGGAUGUCAUCCAAUAGUAGUAUAAUACGUAGUUAGAGUUAGUAAUCAUUAACUGGCCAUAUCGUGUGUUUGCGUGAGCACACGUGCUUUGUUAUCAUUUCGAAGCAAUCUUAGUCAUACGGCAUUUACAUUUUUUUUUUCGUUUAAUUGAAAUUCUCAUUAUGCCUCCUAAAUGAGCUAGCAAAAGAUUUACAAAACCAUCUACCCCUGACAGCAGUUGGCUCUCCAAAUUUUGUCGAUCCAACGAAAUCCCAGAAGAUGUCAUGGACGUAUUAGCUCAUCACAACCAGAUAACGUCAAAGUCGUUUUAAGGUUGGGAUACUUUUAUGAUUAGUUAAACGCCUCUAAUCUAUUCUAGUUCCUCAGUCUGUGUACACCGCUUCCUGUUCUUUUUAAAUAGGGACUUUAAGAUUGAACGACGCGACGACAACGAGAACGUCGCUUAAAAAGUGAAUUUGCGUUCUUUCAGUCUUUAUAGCGAUCAUUCCUACCCACUUACUUUGUCAAAUGUAGGCGAACCCUCCUGAAGCUAAAUUUCAAAUGACCAUAUCCAAGCUCAGAAAGAGAAGUACAAUUUCGUCGUUGCUUGUUUACGUCCUCCAUAAACGCCAAAUAGGGCAUUUUCACGUCCUAGUCGUGCAAAAACGGGAAAGAAAUGUACAAAAAAGUGUGGUGCACGUGCGAAGUAGUUGUUUUGCUUAUUAAAGCUAUCGUUUUUUUUUUUUGCCUUCUCGUUACCGUCCGCGUCGUUGGAUCUUAAAGUCCCUAAUACAGGCACCGAGAUCUGAAUAAUUCUUCAUGUAGUACGAAAGCCGACUUCAUUAAUCGUUUUAUUCAUUCAAAAUAUUUCCAAGCUCAAAACAUGCUUACCUCCACGUAAAGUUCCUGUCUUCAAAAUAUUUGCUUGAUCCUGACCACGUCAGUUUCAGGAAAUGAAGGGGUAAUUUUUUGUAGAAGAUAUUCUUGAUAUCGCAGUUAUCAUCCGUCGAACGGUAUUUUUGUCUUUUCUUGCUAUAAUUUGGGUAUUAUAGUUCAUAAUGUAACGUAGACCGUGCGCAUCCAUUAUUUUUCUUCAAAGUUAGUGGGCGAAGCCGCGAAAAGCGAGAACCGUUGGCCUACUCACCCUCCGCGUCUAUCCGUUCACACAUCACCGGUCGCGUGCGUGGGAAUUUUUUUCUCGCACGUGUUUCGUUCAAAGAACCAAGAAAACAGAAGGUCAGCCUGUAUUAUAAUGCAGCAAGUCCAAUUUUACAACAUGUUUGUGAUUCUGUUUAGGAUUAAAUCACAUUUGAUGAAGGAGUUUGAAAUUAACAAUACCCCGUAUGGUCUACGAGUGAUGGCAACUGACCCACCCACUAACAAGAGCGUGGGCUCAUGUCCCAAGGAUAUUAAAACCGAGGAAUUAAACGCCCGGGUAGCCAAAUACGAGUCGAUUUGGAUGGGUGGCAACCCAGAUUGGACAGCUCUUCAGCUACAUUUAGGUAAGACGGCUGACACACUAUUUGAACAUGUUAGAUAUUUCAGAGUGUUUUCAAAUGUAUCUAGUAAAGAAAACAGUUUUAUGUAUAUAAAACCGACAAAUGCCGACGGAAAUGGUGUCUCUUACGUCUUAAUACGUGCAAACUUACAAAUUUUGUCAACCUUCUAUAUUCACGUUUAUGAUUGGUAAUGAUGAUGAUGAUGAUGAUGAUCGACAAAAGUGUAGGUGUUAAGCAUUGUAAAUAGAUAUAAAGUGACGCCUUAUUCGUUAGACAGAUCUUUGCUUAUGUUAUGAAUUUUCCAUUUCAGGCUUUAACCCUCAAAAAGCCUUGCAGCAAACAGAGCAAGCCAUCGAGCAUGUGCGUUCUAACCUCAACGAUGAGUGGAACUUUCAUGGACUAUACUCGGGGACUGGGUACGGACUUGAUGGUCUCCCAUGGUGCACCUCGCAUUAUGCCUUCCACAUGGUGCUGUGGCACAUCCCUUUUGCACUUUCGGGGCAGGCCUUCUCGGCGCCAAAUGCCACACUUUUAUUCGACCCUAAAUUUCCUUGUCCAUACACAGUUCCUUUCUACACUCCUUUCGCCAUAGGAACUUUAAAAUGCGCUCUUGUCCAGAAAAACCAUAACCAUCAACAUAUAAAUAAGUUUGAAAUUUUGUCAACCUCGGGUGACAUAUUUCUGCAACAACUUGAGGUCAGCGGCAGUCGGUAUCCGACCAAAGUUAUGCUUAAACAAGGCAAUCCAGUCACUUGGAUGUCGAGCUGUGACUAG
This is a messenger RNA of Porites lobata, 7918 nucleotides long. The record is from the annotation of a GenBank genome assembly. Lineage: Eukaryota; Metazoa; Cnidaria; Anthozoa; Scleractinia; Poritidae.